Messenger RNA from Aspergillus calidoustus, 1190 nucleotides. NCBI's taxonomy places the organism in Eukaryota, Fungi, Ascomycota, Eurotiomycetes, Eurotiales, Aspergillaceae. The record is from the annotation of a GenBank genome assembly.
AUGUUGCCUCUGAGCACUUCUGUAUUUACAACGUGUUUUGCCCAACUGGGCGCCUCACUAACAUGCGGCGGUGCUGAGCCCAUCUCAAUCUCCUCGCAAGAUGACCUCGACUUCUACUCAGACUGCGAUACGUUGAUCAGUGCGAUCGAAUUUUCCUCGAAUCUGACCGGCGACAUCACUCUCGACGGUGUUUUGCUCAUUGGCGGAAGACUCAGCAUCGAGGACACGGGAAUUUCAAGCUUCACGGCGCCGGAUCUGGCAAACGCUUCAGAUAUUAGGAUCACAAAUAAUGCGAAUCUCAACAAACUGAAUUUUACGAACUUACAUUCUGUUUAUGGUGAUCUAAGUGUGUCGGACAAUGAGAAGUUGGAGCAGCUGCACUUUCAAGGUCUGUUGGUUAUUUCGCAGGAUGUUAACUUAACAGGAGCAUUUACGGACAUUAGUUUCGGCGAUCGCCUACAAGGAAUUGAUGGCGACUUGACUGCAUCGUCAACUAAGAACCUCGACUGCGGACCCCUCGACACUCUGAACGACGAUGGCAUUAUCCAAGGCUCAUUCUCGUGUAUCGCAAACAGCGACUCGUCGUCUUCCUCUCCAUCCCCAACUCCCACCUCUGAGAGUAACCCUGCAUACCCAACAAUUCAGUCCGAUAAUAGUUCCUCAAAUCACAAUAUCGCCUGGAUCAUCGGUAUAGGAGUAGGAUUUGGUGUUCCACUUUUUGCAGCACUCAUCAUAGGCGCGCUCUGGCUGAUGCGCCGACGCCAACGGAAGAGGGCCGCUGUAGCCAGCGAGAAGGGCACGCACAGGACACCAGAAUCAGAUGAGACUCACAGCAAUGGAAUCAAUUCGCAGGCACCGCUCGAGGUAGAAGAUACAGAUCGGUAUGCACAUGAGAUGGGUGUUGAUACGGGGGUUUCGGAGCUACCGCCGAAUAAGAGUGCUCUCGCAGCCGAGUUGGAUUCCAGGGGUGGGAUUAGUGAGUUGCCGGCCCAGGAGGUGGAACGAGCAAAGUCUCCAUGAUAAUGGACUGCUAGAAGGCUCUUUACGAUGUCUCAAGCUCAAGCCUCUGACCGUUGGCUCUUUAACAUUUCUCCUGGGCGACCAUGAACCCUCACGGUGCAACUCAGCGGUGACAAGUCGACUAGAGUUGCCACAACCGCUACACAAGCAAAGCGUGCCUUGGAACACCA